Molecule: messenger RNA, 1610 nt
Organism: Saprolegnia parasitica CBS 223.65
Lineage: Eukaryota; Oomycota; Saprolegniomycetes; Saprolegniales; Saprolegniaceae
Exons: 2
Coding region: 8-1546 (512 amino acids)
Biological process (GO): amino acid metabolic process
Molecular function (GO): pyridoxal phosphate binding; carboxy-lyase activity
Source: RefSeq, a predicted model, not a curated record
GCUUGCGAUGCUGAGCUCCACCGCCCGCCGCCUCGCCCGCCCGUCGCUGCUGGCGCGUGCCAGCAGCCAUGCUGCCAACAGUCUUCCGCCGGCCCCCGCCGACUAUGACUGGGAUGCCUUCCGGGCCAAGGCCCACCAAACCAUCGAUUUCAUCGUCGACUACAACAAGCGGCUGGCGGCACGCGAGCUGCCCGUGCUGCCGUCGUGCGAGCCUGGCGACGUGCGUCGCGCGCUGCCGUCACGCCCGUCCGAGACGCCCGUCGAGUGGUCGCAGAUCUUAGCCGACGUCGAGAAGGUCGUCGUUCCCAACAUGACGCAUUGGCAGCACCCGGACUUUAUGGCGUACUUUCCCGCCCAAGCCGCGCCGUCGGCGAUGCUCGGCGAGCUCAUGGCCAACGCCAUGAACCAGCCGGGCUUCAACUGGAUCUGCUCGCCCGCGGCAACAGAGAUGGAGCUCCACGUUAUGGACUGGCUCCGCGAAGCUUUCGGCUUGCCAGAGGCCAUGUCGUGGCGCGGCUCGGGCGGUGGCAUCAUGCAACCGAGCGCGACCGAAGGCAUGAUCGUCGCUCAAGUCUCGGCCCGCACGCGCAAGCUCGCUGCCAACCCGGGUCUAUCCCUCGACAGCCUCGUGAGCUACUACAGCGACCAGUCCCAUUUCUGUGUCGAGAAGGCGAGCAAAGUCCUCGGUGUCAAGCAUUUGCGCAAAAUUCCAUCGGUUUUGGACCCGUCGACCGGCAACUACGCCAUGGACCUCACGGUGCUCGCGGCGACGAUCGCAGACGACAAGGCCAAUGGCCUCGCGCCGUUCUUCGUCUCGGGCAACUAUGGGGCGACCGGUGUUUGCGCGAUCGACGAUAUUGAAGCCAUGGCCACCAUCGCUUCGGAGCACGACAUGUGGCUCAACAUGGACGCCGCGUACGCUGGCGUGGUCGCGCUCUUGCCCGAGAUGCGGUCGACGCUCGGCGGCAUGCACGUCUGCGACUCGCUCCUCAUGAACGGCUCGAAAUGGUUCCACCUCAUGUUCAACUCGAGCUUCUUUUUCUUUCGUCAAAAGGAGCAUGUCGUCCAAGCACUCAACGCGACUGGCGCGUACCUCGAGAACAAGCACACGGCCGAGAACAACGUCUUUGACCUCAAGGACUACCAGCUCGGUCUUGGCCGGCCGUUCCGCGGCUUGAAGGCGUACUGCACGAUCCAAAGCAUGGGUCUCGAAGGCUUCCGCGACGGGUUGCGCCGCCAUUUGCAGCUGGCGACGUAUCUCGCCGACGAGCUGCGCCAGCACGACUCGAUCCACGUGCUCCGAGAUGUCUUUGGCCUCGUUUGCUUCCGCGUCAAGGACGCUGACGAUGCGACCAAUAUGGCGGUCAUGGAGCGCCUCAACAACGUCGAGGGCAUCCAUAUGGUCCAUACGGUCACGGCCGACCACGGCGUUGUCCUCCGCCUCGCGCUCUGCCACCCGCAGCUCACGGUCGACGACAUGGACCGCCUCGUGGCCAAGGUGCUGCGGUCGCUGCCCGAUGCACAGGACGUGGCGAUCGUCGCCUAAGACAGAUGAUCGAUGCGGUUGUGAAUAGAAACUGCAUUUUGGCUCCUGUCGUCGAGCAAUGAAC